GCAUUGUCUAUUUUCCAAAAAAGAAAAAGAAAAAGAACAGAACCACGCCGGUGGCAUCUUUCUGUUUUUGUUUAUUUGGAAACAAACUGGAAAUUCUUUAUUCACGAUUUUUGUGCAGAAUUCCUGGAACCACCACACCCACAGUAACCGAAGAAAAGGAGUCCCUCAACACAGCAAAAGUAGAGAGGAAGAUCGGAGAUGGGGGUGAUAAGGUCCGCUAUUGGAGAUGCAGUCCUCACUUCCAUGUGGGUCUUCAGCAUGCCGCUGCUGAGGAUUUUCACAGGAAUCAUAGCAACCUACCUCGGCGUUCAAGCCAUACCCCUUGCUGAUCUGUUCAUCACCAUCAAUCUCGUCACUCUUAUGGUGCUCGGUUUCAGCUUGGUAGGCACCCUGUUUGGAGGCGCCAGCUUCAAUCCCACCUCCACCGUCUCCUUCUACGCCGCCGGCCUCAGGCCGGACUCUUCCCUCUUGUCCAUGGCAGUCAGAUUCCCAGCUCAGGCGGCAGGUGGCGUGGCUGGCGCCAAGACAAUCUCGCAGGUGAUGCCUCAGAAAUACAAGUAUGCUCUUGGAGGCCCUUCUUUGAAAGUGGAUAUGCAUACUGGAGCCAUUGCUGAGGGGAUGCUGACCUUUGUGCUUUGCCUGGCCCUCCUGGUGGCCAUGCUCAAGGGUCCCAAAAACCCUCUGCUGAAGGUAUGGUUGGUGGCUGUGGUGACCGUGGGACUGGUUAUUAAUGGUGCAAAGUAUACAGGGCCUUCCAUGAACCCUGCAAAUGCAUUUGGAUGGGCAUAUGUAAACAACUGGUACUAUACUUGGGAGCUUUACUAUGUUUAUUGGAUUUGCCCUCUAAUUGCAGCAGUUGUCGCUGGUUGGGUUUAUCGGUUGCUCUUUCCUAAACCAGUGAUGAAGCAGAAAAAGGCAUAGGAGAGGUAAAGUCAUGUCCAUCAUAAAUUGAAGACAUUCCUCUGUUCUUGUACUAGUAUUUGUAAUUCCAACUUAGUCUUGUUAUGUAUGUGGUUCAUAUGAUGAUCCAAUUGACAAAAACAGAGUGUUCUGUCAAAUGAAAGAUUAUUCAAGAUUUGAGAAUUGGGAUAUGAAUUAAAUUGUGCCUCGGUAGAUAGCGCUGUCCUCUUUUUUUCUUUUUCCUUCUGAAAAUCACUUGGAAUUGAAUUCAUUGGGGGUGGGAGAGGAAAGGGUCAUGAUUAAUUAAAUUUGGCAUUGGUAAUAUGUACAUGAUUUGAAGAAUGAACAAUUCCAACGUGGAGAUGCAUGCAUUUGCAACUUUUGGUUUAGUUAUAAAACAGAGGAGGGGUUCACCUAUUAUGUAAAGAAAAGAAAAAGACGAUACACAUCAUCAGAGAAAACGAAAAUGCAGCCCCCGGGAGCUACUAAGGAGAGUCCAAUCUCUCUGUCUCCAGUGAAAUAUGAAAAUGCCAUUAUUUUGAAAGUGCAGAGACAAGGAAGAGCUGAUGUCUAUUACAGGAUUGACAAAAACACCCCACUCAGAUGUCUGUUGCUUCAUUACUGUGGCUAUAUGAAUCUUAUUUCCGACCAUGUGAGAUUCCUUUAUGAUGGUACAAAGGUGAAGAUGGAGAGCACAGCCCGAAGUUUGAAAAUGGAGGACGAAGAUACCAUCGAUGUCAUGUCCGAGCAGCUGGGUGGUGGCUGUCUAGCUUGCCCCUUUUGCAUCAUAACGUUUGAGGAAUUAUGCUUCUGUUAAACUCUUUAAUGCUGGAAUAAAUUGAAUCCAAUUAG
Molecule: messenger RNA, 1752 nt
Organism: Rubroshorea leprosula
Lineage: Eukaryota; Viridiplantae; Streptophyta; Magnoliopsida; Malvales; Dipterocarpaceae
Source: the annotation of a GenBank genome assembly